AUGUUCAAAAUGAUACCAAUCGACGCGACGUGGUCGAAUGUAUGCUUAUCUGUGUAGAUAAGUGUUUCGUAUUUACAUAUACACAUUUAUAAAUUUAUUUUACUUAAUGUUGUUAUUUGUCCAUAAAAAUACUCUUUUGUUAGCCGUAAAAGACCAUUUGGUGGAUAUUAAUUACUUAUAAUUUUUUAACCAAAAUUAUUACAUUUAUUCAAAUAUCUUUUUUAUCUUUAUUAUUAACAAGAUAUUUUUACAACAAAUAAUGUUGAAAGCUGUUAUAUUAAUUGGUGGCCCUUUAAAAGGGACCAGAUUUCGUCCUCUCUCAUUAGAUAUACCUAAACCAUUGUUUCCAGUUGCCGGUUUACCUAUGAUUCAACACCAUAUUGAAGCAUGUUCUAAAGUACCUAAUUUAGAAGAAAUUUUAAUAAUUGGUUCAUAUUCUGCCAAUGAAUUAUCACAGUUUAUUACGGAUAUGAAAAGCACCUAUGGUGUAAUUAUUAGGUAUUUGCAAGAAUUUACACCAUUAGGUACAGCUGGUGGAAUGUAUCAUUUUCGAGAUCAAAUUCGUUCUGGUAGUCCAACAUAUUUUUUUGUAAUGAAUGGAGAUGUAUGUGCUGAUUUUCCUUUAUCAGAACUUGUAGAAUUUCAUAGUGAAAAAAAAGCAUUACUUACUAUUAUGGCUACGGAAGCCACUAGACAACAAUCGUUAAAUUACGGAUGUAUGGUUUUGAAUAAGGAAGGAGAAGUGGCACAUUAUGUUGAAAAACCAUCAACAUUUGUAUCUACUCUCAUUAAUUGUGGAAUAUAUAUAACAUCUCCUGACAUAUUUCAAUCAAUGGCGGAUGUUUUUUAUGCUAGUCAACAGCAAGAAAAUUCUUUACAAAUAAAUGGAAAUGGUAGAGACCCUGCUAAUAUUGCAUUGGAACAAGAUAUAUUAACACGAUUAGCAGGAAGUGGAUGUUUAUUUGCUUUGCCUGUUUUAAGGUGGUGGUCACAGGUAAAAACGGCAGGAUCUGCAAUUUAUGCGAAUCGACAUUAUUUAGCUUUAUAUAAAACAAAACGUCCAAAUUAUCUUACUUCUCCAAAUGGAAGUACAUGUAAUAUUAUUGGAGAUGUAUACAUUCAUCCAACAGCUUCUGUUCAUCCAUCUGCUAUGUUAGGACCAAAUGUUAGUAUAGAGAUGAAUACGAUUAUUGAAGCUGGUGUAAGAAUUAAAGAAUCAAUUGUAUUGGCCAAUGCGCAUAUUCAAGCACAUACUAUUAUUUUGAAUAGUAUAAUAGGAAAAGGUAGUCGUGUAGGAGAAUGGGCACGAGUGGAAGGUACUCUAUGUGAUCCAAAUCCUGACAGGCCAUUUGCAAAGAUGGAAAAUUUAUCUCUUUUCAAUAUUAAUGGCAAAUUAAAUCCUUCAAUUACGAUACUCGGCACAAGUGUUACUUUGGCAUCCGAAAAAAUUCUCUUGAAUUCUAUUGUAUUGCCGCACAAAGUAUUGACAAGGAAUUUUAAAAAUGAAAUAAUUUUAUAAAUCUUUCUUUUUUUGUAUAUCAUUGGAAAUAAUUAAAAUGAUAAUAAAUGUGUGUAAUAACAUUCACGCA
This is a messenger RNA of Vespa crabro (European hornet), 1589 nucleotides long. RefSeq names its product mannose-1-phosphate guanyltransferase alpha-A (gene Gmppa). The record is from RefSeq and is a predicted model, not a curated record. The transcript is spliced from 5 exons. Lineage: Eukaryota; Metazoa; Arthropoda; Insecta; Hymenoptera; Vespidae. Gene Ontology annotation, cellular component: cytoplasm. Bases 260 to 1519 code for a protein of 419 amino acids. Gene Ontology annotation, biological process: biosynthetic process.